UUAAUAGCUAUUUAAGGUUCCAACUCAACAGCUCCAAAUCCAAACCAAAUCCCUCCCAAGUUCAUCUGCCAUUGCCAUUAAUGGCUUCCUUUCACUUCAUUCUUUUCCUCCUCUUCUCUCUUUUUCUUUCUGCUUCAGCCAAUCUCCACAAGACCAAAUCCCUUUUUCAGAAGGCCUCAAAUGAUCUCUACGAUUCACAACUCCUCACUGCCUCCCUCAGUGACACCCCACCAACUACUUAUUUUGAAGUAACCAGGCCCAUUAAUCAUCCAAAAACCAGACCUUGUUCACAUCAUAUCCUCAGCUAUGACUUCGGCUACACAUUAGGGAGACCACCUGUCACUGCUAACUACACCCGUCCAACUCAUUGUUCUGCCCGGGAGUUCUCCUCCAUCUUCCUGGAAUUGAAGGCCACGAGCAAAGGAAGGCAGUUUGACCGCAUUUUCGGGGUUUGGUUAGGUGGGGUGGAGCUUUUAAGAAGUUGUACGGCUGAGCCAAGGGCUACUGGUAUUGAGUGGAGUGUUGAGAAAGAUAUCACUAGGUAUCAUUCAUUGCUUCUUAAGAACGAAACUCAAACUUUUGCUGUUUUCUUGGGUAAUGCUGUUGAUGAAACUCAGACUGGUGUAUAUCAUGUGGAUAUAACUAUGCAUUUUCAUCCUGCUGAAGAGGGUUCUCAUAGGAAUAAGCAUGUUUUGAAGGAUAAUUCCAAAUCUGGGUAUAGUCCUAUGGCUGAUUUGAUUUUGCCCAUUUCAAAAGAUUUCCCUGGGAAUAAUGGGUUGUGGUUCGAAAUUGAGAAUUCAAAUGAUGUUCAGGCGAAGGAAUUCAAGAUUCCUCAGUAUGUGUAUAGGGCUGUGCUGGAGGUGUAUGUUUCUUUUCAUGAGAAUGAUGAAUUUUGGUAUGCAAAUCUUCCGAAUGAUUACAUUGCUAUAAACCAUCUGACUGAUCAUUCUGGAAAUGGCCCUUUUAGGGAGGUUGUGGUGACUCUCGACGGUCAGGUAGUUGGUGCAGUUUGGCCUUUUACUGUUGUAUACACAGGAGGGAUUAAUCCUCUGUUUUGGAGGCCUAUUACCGGUAUUGGUUCAUUCAAUCUUCCUACAUAUGAUAUCGAAAUCACUCCAUUUUUGGGGAAUAUAUUGGAUGGAGAGACUCAUAGAAUUGGGUUUAGUGUUAGCAAUGCUUUGAAUGUAUGGUACAUAGAUGCUAAUUUGCAUCUUUGGUUGGAUAGCGACUCCAUGAAAACUGAGGGGAAGCUUUUGCAACUUGAGGCCGCACCUUUUAAUUUUAAUUACAUGUCAAGUCAUUCAGGGGUAGAUGGAUCAUUCUCAAUGGAUGUAAGCAGGGCAGUAUCCUCGACCGGAUGGGUUAAGUCAUCUUGGGGAACAAUUACAACUAGUUUUGUUCAAGACUUUAGUUUCAGUAACUCAAUGAUCAUGGGCAAAAGAGCUGAUUUGCAGAUGGUGAAUCAGACAAUCCAUUUUAAUGACAGGAUUUCGGCUAAUACAUUGUCCUCUAAUGUCCACUCGGCCGAGUCAUCUAAGAUGUUCUCCUUAUACAUCUACUCAGAUACUUCAGAUCAAGGGAAUGGAGUUUACUUGGCUGUUGCAAAUGUCAGUUUGGGAUUUCAUGAGAAGAAAUCUGAGAAGGCAGGCAAUGGAUUCUCCGGCAGCACUCUCAAUAGCUUGCAGAAUGGACAGGCGGUCAUGUUUGUGAAGGACCACUUGAUAAACAGUGGAGUGGGCAGCACACAGCAAUUGUACCAAUAUAGUAGUGGAAACUUCUGUUACUUUAGGAAUGUAAGCAGCUCAAACUACACCAUUCUUCAUGAUAAGGUUGGACACGAUUGCAAUCAAAGAAAUUUGUCUGAGUUCAGUUUUGGGUCGUCAAAACUACCACCUUCUUCCAGCUAGAAUGGCUCUUUCAUCAGUUUCUUCAUAGAGGUGCUCCUUUGCUUAGGUUUUCAGAGGGUUCUUAGAUAUAACUGCAACAAAUAAAAUUGUAGGGUGUUUUUUUAAUUUUUUGGUUAAGCGAGUGUAGGGUGUUAUAUUUUUAUUAUGAACAUAUCGGCUUUUUGAAUAGUUUUGUGUUGGCUUUUUCAA
Mangifera indica (mango) is the source of this 2096-nucleotide messenger RNA. RefSeq names its product peptide-N4-(N-acetyl-beta-glucosaminyl)asparagine amidase A-like. Lineage: Eukaryota; Viridiplantae; Streptophyta; Magnoliopsida; Sapindales; Anacardiaceae. Gene Ontology annotation, cellular component: vacuole. The record is from RefSeq and is a predicted model, not a curated record. The transcript has a single exon. The coding region runs from base 81 to 1907 and encodes 608 amino acids.